GGAAGAAAUUAUGGCCUACUAUUCCUAAAUGUAGGUGCUGGUGCUGGUAAUGAUGGACACUAUGUGGGUGCUAUAGUUGAUGGGAACUUGGAGAAUGUAAUGGUUGGUCAUGAUAUGGUUGCUGGUAAUGAAAUUGAUAAUGUGGGUGCUAUAGUCGGUGAGAACUUGCAGAAUGUUAUGGUUGCUGGUGAUGAAAUUGAUAAUGUGGGUGCUAUAGUCGGUGAGAACUUGGACAAUGUUAUGGUUGCUGGUGAUGAAAUUGAUAAUGUGGGUGCUAUAGUUGGUGAGAACUUGGACAAUGUUAUGGUUGCUGAUGAUGAAAUUGAUAAUGUGGGUGACUAAGAAGAUUUUGAAGAGAAUGGGAUAUGCAAGUUUCUUUGUGUUUGGUGAUAGCAGCUCGGGACUUAGUCACUUAGCUAGUUAUCCUGAAAGUGACUAAGAAGAUUUUGGAGAGAAUGGGAUAUGGACUUCCGCUAGUUACUUAGCUAGUUAUCCUGCAAGUUUCUUUGUGUUUGGUGAUAGCAGCUCGGGACUUAGUCACUUAGUUGUUUCUAUUACCACGUACUUUCGCAGUUUUUUCUUUAUUUCCG
Linum tenue is the source of this 590-nucleotide messenger RNA. The record is from the annotation of a GenBank genome assembly. NCBI's taxonomy places the organism in Eukaryota, Viridiplantae, Streptophyta, Magnoliopsida, Malpighiales, Linaceae.